Acaulospora colombiana is the source of this 2055-nucleotide messenger RNA. The record is from the annotation of a GenBank genome assembly. NCBI's taxonomy places the organism in Eukaryota, Fungi, Glomeromycota, Glomeromycetes, Diversisporales, Acaulosporaceae.
AUGGCUACCGAUCACAAAGAUCAUCAUUCGACCACUCCCUCCACUCCGUUGAUUCCUCGCCGCUUAAUCUUCGGCAAUCCUAAUCUAAUUCAACCAAAAGUUUCCUUCGAUGGUAAAUACAUCGCAUUCGUUUCUCCACGAAACGAGAUAUUGAAUAUUUAUGUUGCCGAGAUCCCUACCGAGGACUUUGGUGAGGAUUACGGCAAGGAGAUUAUAAAAAGGGCAACACCUAUCACUGAAGAUAAAAAACGUGGCAUCAGGAAUUUUUAUUGGAGUUUUGGGAAUCAAAUCAUUUUCGCAAAGGAUAAGGACGGAGAUGAAGACUUCAAGUUGCACUCGGUCGACGUGAAAACCCUAGAAGAGAAGGUUCUAACUCCCUUCGACCAAACCUUAUCCUAUCCCGUAAAAUUCUCUACUCGCUUUCCCGAUGAGGCCAUCAUUGCCAUCAAUAAACCCGAACCUACCGCCCACUCACUUUAUCGUGUCCAUCUUCGCACAGGUGAAUUGCGUUUGAUCGAAGAGAACAAGCUUCAUUUCUCCGAAUACUAUGUCGAUGAUGACUUCGAGGUUGUGUUUGGUGUUAAACAAACGGACGAGGCCGGUAGUAGUAUUCACAAGAAAAUCGGGAAUAGUGGCGGGGAACAAGAUUGGAAGUUGUUGAUUACCUUUGAAAUUGAUGAUGUCAUGAGCUCUUCGAUUGUCUCGAUCGCCCAAGGGGUAUUUUACCUGAAAGAUUCUAGGGGUAGAGAAUUUAAUGCUAUUUAUAAGGUGAAAUUCGAUGACGAGUUAAAUCAGGUUCUCAUCGCUGAACCUCCGAGUACAAGCAAAGCCGAGAUCAGUGAGGUGUUACUUGAUCCCCUCACGCAUGAACCGAUCGCGUUUCAGAUUAAUCAUUUGAGAAAGGAUUGGUUCCCUAUUAACCCCGAGAUUUCCGUGGACCUUGAAUUUUUGAGGGGUCAUGGUUCCUCAGGAUACCGCAAAUCCGACAUCAGCAUAAUUUCUCAAUCUCUCGACAAUCAGAUUUGGACGAUGGUCUUCGAGAACGACAUUGAACCUGCAAAAUACUACUUCUAUGAUCGGAGAAAUAGAAAGCUAAGAUUUUUGUUUAGCGAUCGCGAAGAGUUGAAGGAGCACAGAUUGAGUCCCAUGUGGCCGGUGAUAAUUAAGGCACGAGAUGGACUAGAGUUGGUCAGCUACUUGACGGUACCGGUGGAUAAGCUUUCCAAUGAGAACGACUAUCGACCCAUAAAUCCUUUGCCUUUGAUUCUCAAUGUUCACGGUGGCCCGUGGUGGCGUGAUUCAUUCAUGCUCAAACUUGAUCACCAAUUCUUUGCGAAUCGUGGCUAUGCCGUGCUGAGUGUGAAUUACCGAGGUUCCACUGGUCUGGGGAAAACUUUUCUGAAAAGUGGAAAUGCACAAUGGAGCCGAAAGAUGCAUGACGAUUUAAUCGACGCUGUGAAUUGGACAAUUUCUGAGCGCAUCGCAAUCAAAGAUAAAAUUGCUAUUUAUGGAGGAAGUUAUGGAGGUUAUGCAACAUUGGUGGGAUUGACGUUUACCAACGAUGUGUUCGCGUGUGGUAUUGAUAUUGUCGGCCCUUCGAACUUGGGUAAAACGAUUCCACCAUACUGGAAACCGAUGUUCAACGAAUUUUGCACUCGCAUCGGCGGAAAUCCCGAUACGGAGGAAGGACAGAAAUUCCUAACCAGUUGUAGCCCAUUAACUCGUGCCGACAAUAUCAUUAGACCUCUAUUGAUUGCUCAAGGAAUUAUUCAGAACCGGAUUGAUAACGAGAAUAUUUCUUCGUCCAUCCUUCUUCCCCUCAAAAGCGAUCAAAUCGUAGAGAAACUUGUAUCCAAGUCAAUUCCGAUCGGUUAUAUUCUUUAUACCGAUGAAGGUCACGGUUUCGCUCGACCAGCAAAUAGUCUGUCGUUCUAUGCCAUCGUGGAAAGGUUCCUGGAAAGAUAUUUAGGCGGAAGGAGUGAAAAGUUUGGCGAUGCUUUCGAGGAUGCCAAAUUUGAGGUUUUGAAUGGAAAGGAGAUUUUGGGUCUAGAUUAG